This is a messenger RNA of Pisolithus orientalis, 1334 nucleotides long. RefSeq lists its product as uncharacterized. Bases 140 to 1252 code for a protein of 370 amino acids. The transcript is spliced from 8 exons. Gene Ontology annotation, molecular function: ubiquitin binding. Gene Ontology annotation, biological process: membrane fusion; Golgi organization; nuclear membrane reassembly. NCBI's taxonomy places the organism in Eukaryota, Fungi, Basidiomycota, Agaricomycetes, Boletales, Pisolithaceae. The record is from RefSeq and is a predicted model, not a curated record. Gene Ontology annotation, cellular component: nucleus; cytosol.
GUCCUCCUCAAAUGAUAACUUGCAAGUGUAUUUAGUUCUCAUUGAUUAUCUACUCAACUAUGGUAGGCGGAUGAUGCUGACGUAACGCUCCUAGAUACCCUCGUGAAGAGGAGGCGCCACUCCUUCAAGACAAUAAGCCAUGUCUAACGGGAACACACCGCCAUCGAUCUGGAAUAGACAGUCUGGUCCCCGUAUAGGAAGAAUUGGAGAUCCGAACGGCGGCGAAGGCAAUGGGAACUCAGCCCCAUCUCGGCCUGGCGCACCUGGUCGAAUAGCAACUCUCUCUUCUCUAUCAUCUUCAGGGCCACCACGACCCCAGCAACCCAGCGAUGAUGAAGAUGAUGAAGGUCCAGAUAAAGGAGGCGAGAGUUGGUUUGCGGGUGGGGAACGAAGCGGGAUCUCCGUGCAGAACCCUGGAAGUCGUGACCCGGGUCCAAGGAUAGUCCAGGAUAUCCUAAGGCGGGCCGCUGAAACUUCUGUGACUCGUCCCCCCCAUCCAGUCCAUGGGGAGUCACCUUCAUUGGCGUUUCGUGGGGGCGGUCAUAUGCUAGGAAGCGACGAAGUCGAAAGCACGUAUAUCCCUGAUCCUGAUGCACCCGAUGAAGAAGGAGAAGUUGAAGUUGCCCAACGCAAUAUCACUUUCUGGCGUAACGGUUUCAGCGUUGAAGACGGCGAGUUCUAUAGCUAUGCAGACCCUGCAAACGAGCAACUUCUUACAGAGAUUAACACUGGUCGUGCCCCGGUUUCUGUAUUGAACGUCCGCCCUGGGCAACCAGUUGAAGUGGUGGUAACGAAGAGAGUAAACGAGGACUAUGUUCCAGAGAAACGCCCAACCAAGGCCUUCUCGGGUUCCGGCAAUAGACUUGGCUCGCCUGUACCCAACUUCACUCAUGGGGCUUCUACGAGCGCCACGAUGCCUGGCUCAUUCCCUAGCGCAAGUUCAUCUUCCUCGACAACCAGGAACCCUCCUGCAGCGCGCGAACGCAUUGAUACCCUAUUUGCAGUCGAUCAGACACAGCCUACUACGACCGUCCAAGUUCGUUUGGCGGACGGGACAAGGUUGCCAUGCAGGAUGAAUCACACCCACACAGUUGGUGACAUUCGCAACUUCAUCAACGCCGCGCGACCGGAGAAUACUUCGCGUCCCUACACGAUCGGGACAACAUUCCCGAAUCGUGUACUAGAUAACGAUAGUCAAUCGAUCAAAGAUGCUGGACUGAUUAACAGCGUAGUCGUGCAGCGUUGGGUUUGAGAAUAUUGCCACUAGCUAGAGUUUUUGGAAGCGUGGCAAUGUUUUCGCCAAAAUUAUUGUGAUAAUGAUGUCGAAAAAUUGU